AUGCAAGCAGCGACGGCGCGGGCCGCGGUCGACGAGUGCUAUCGCCAUUGCGACAAGCUUCGGAAGGGCUACCUGGACAAGGACGAGCUCAAGUGGGCCGUCACAGCCUUGCUCGGCAGCACGCCCACCAAGCUCGUGCUUUGCCAGAUGUUCGAGGAGCUCCGAGCUACGUACCCGGACGUCAAGGUGCCACGCGACCGGUUCAUUUCAGUCAUCUCGAGCCGCGUCCUGAACAUCGACAUCACCGAGACGCUGCGCCGCUGGUUCAUGGCCUUUGACUCCGCGUCGCAGGGCUACAUAAACUUCGAGAGCUUCUCGAACGCUUGCGCCCAGGUCGUGCCGCACAUGCGCCCCAGCGUCGUGCACGAGCUCUUCCGGGAGGCCGACACGAAUAGCGACGGCAAGGUGACGUUCACUGACUUUGAGCGCGUCAUGCUCAUCUCGAUGACGCUGCCGCCUUGA
Saprolegnia diclina VS20 is the source of this 462-nucleotide messenger RNA. RefSeq lists its product as hypothetical. Gene Ontology annotation, molecular function: calcium ion binding. The coding region runs from base 1 to 462 and encodes 153 amino acids. NCBI's taxonomy places the organism in Eukaryota, Oomycota, Saprolegniomycetes, Saprolegniales, Saprolegniaceae. The transcript is spliced from 4 exons. The record is from RefSeq and is a predicted model, not a curated record.